Plasmodium cynomolgi strain B is the source of this 364-nucleotide messenger RNA. RefSeq names its product high mobility protein 4. The transcript has 5 exons. The annotation marks the transcript as partial. Lineage: Eukaryota; Apicomplexa; Aconoidasida; Haemosporida; Plasmodiidae. The record is from RefSeq and is a predicted model, not a curated record.
GAAAAAGCCAAAGAUCCCGCCUUCGUCUUAUUUACUCUUUUGUAACGCCGAGCGGGAAAAUGUGAAGCAACUUCUACUGGAGAAGUCUGAAAACAAGGCAACGAUUAGAAUAACGGACAUUCAGAAGGAACUGAGUAGUAAAUGGAAAAGCUUAUCGGAGGAGGAGAGAAAGGUGUAUGAGGAGCAGGCACAACUACUGAAGAUAAAGUAUAACGAAGAGCUCCUCGAUUGGAUAAACAAUGAAGCCAUUAAUGUUUUCCAAAAGGCCAUGAUCAUGUUCCUAAUUGAACUGGUGAACAAAACCCUUGAAUUCAAAAAUGAGAAGAACACGUCCAAAUUUAUCACAUCCCUCGACAUAAGUUAA